AUGAAAAAUAAUAAAACUAAAAUACCACCAUCAAAUAGACCAAAACAGGGAUUCAACAACAAACUACCUCAAGAAAGUGUUAGUAAUACUAAAAGAGAAAAAUCUCUUUGGGCUUUAGACAGGGAUGAUUUGAUUUGCUCACUUACAAUGGUAGCAUCAAUAUUUUGUGUUUGGUGCUCGGCAGCUUAUUAUGGCAGCUUAAAUUCCAUACUUUGCUAUUGGGAUGGACCAAAUUAUUUAUAUGCUGGCGAAACCCUAUAUAAAAUUCCAAAAGACAAUCCAUGGACGUUACAAUUUCAAUACCCUCCAUCAUAUUUUGCAUGCCAUUUACCAGGAUAUCCAUUAUUUAUCAGAAUAUUUUCAACAAUUUUCUUCGGCAAUUAUAUUUUAGGAUUUUAUUUUUCGAUUAUCGCCGAAUCUUUACUUUUUAUUUACACUUUUCGCAGAUUGCUGAUAGUUUAUCAAUGCGUUGAAAAUCCUUUAUUUAGUACUAUUGCUACUUGCUUUUUACCUGUCAGAUUUUUGAUAUAUCAUAGUGUUGGUGCAUCAGAACCAUUAUAUCUCACAUCAAUCUCAUUAUCUUUCAUUUUUUACAAACAAAAUAGAUUUUGGCUAAUGAUGUUAUCAGUAUGGCUUGGAUGCUUUACAAGAAUUGAAGGAAUGGCCGUUGGAUUUGCCAUUGGCCUCUGUUACCUCGUAUCUUUGAGAAUUUUCCGAGCAUUCGGAAUGUUUUUGACUUUUGUGUCAACAAUUAUUCUCUUGGGUUUCCAUCAAUACCGUUUUCAUAAUCCCUUUGCUUAUAUCGAUUUUAAUUCAGGAAGCCAGAAACUUAUUAAAUGGCCGCCAUUAAACGACGCAUACUAUGUACAACCCGAAGUUUUCUAUAGUUACGGUGCAUUGGGAUCAUUUUUCAUCUUUUUAAUGGGCUCAUUAUUAAUAUUUGAAAAAUGUCCUCCACUUGCCACAUAUUGUGUUGUUCAUAUGAUAUAUGUAUCGUUGCUAUUCCAUAUUGAUGUUUUUAGAUAUCAAAUCCCUGCUUCUGUUUUUGCUGUCGCCAUUGGUUAUGAAAAAUUAUUCAGACCGAAAAUUUACAAGAUUAUUAUGUUAAUUUUACUUCCUUUCUAUAUGUUUGUUACUUUAUCCUAUGCCGGCCAACAAAUUAAUUCAAAUAUGGCUUGGCCACAAUUUAUGGAACAGAUAUACGCGUCAAUUGAAAAUGUUAAGAGUGGAAAGGCUGAGUUUUGA
Molecule: messenger RNA, 1245 nt
Organism: Trichomonas vaginalis G3
Lineage: Eukaryota; Parabasalia; Trichomonadida; Trichomonadidae
Product: dolichyl-phosphate-mannose-glycolipid alpha-mannosyltransferase protein
Exons: 1
Coding region: 1-1245 (414 amino acids)
Source: RefSeq, a predicted model, not a curated record